Molecule: messenger RNA, 1291 nt
Organism: Chrysochloris asiatica (Cape golden mole)
Lineage: Eukaryota; Metazoa; Chordata; Mammalia; Afrosoricida; Chrysochloridae
Gene: RHOG
Product: ras homolog family member G
Exons: 2
Coding region: 153-728 (191 amino acids)
Biological process (GO): establishment or maintenance of cell polarity; small GTPase-mediated signal transduction; actin filament organization
Cellular component (GO): cell projection; plasma membrane; cytoskeleton
Molecular function (GO): GTPase activity; protein kinase binding; GTP binding
Source: RefSeq, a predicted model, not a curated record
CUCCGGCCUCCUGCUCUCACUUCCUUCUGAAGCCCGGAGCUGCUGCCGCCGCCCCCAGCUCCCCCGUCGUGGGGAGGGCACCAGGUAACUGCAUCCAGAGGGAUCCAGAAGAGGGAGGAGGCAUUGCCUCCACUGCAGCAACUGCACCCAGGAUGCAGAGCAUCAAGUGUGUGGUGGUGGGUGAUGGAGCCGUGGGCAAGACGUGCCUGCUCAUAUGCUACACAACUAAUGCCUUUCCCAAGGAGUACAUCCCCACGGUGUUCGAUAAUUACAGUGCCCAGAGUGCAGUUGAUGGGCGCACAGUGAACCUGAACCUGUGGGACACAGCGGGCCAGGAGGAGUAUGACCGCCUCCGCACACUCUCCUACCCUCAGACCAACGUCUUUGUCAUCUGUUUCUCCAUUGCCAGCCCGCCCUCCUACGAGAAUGUGCGACACAAGUGGCAUCCAGAGGUGUGCCACCACUGCCCUGACGUGCCCAUCCUCUUGGUGGGCACCAAGAAGGACCUGAGGGCCCAACCUGAUACCUUACGACGCCUCAAGGAGCAGGGCCAGGCACCCAUCACCCCACAGCAGGGCCAGGCACUGGCCAAGCAGAUCCACGCUGUGCGCUACCUCGAGUGUUCUGCCCUGCAGCAGGAUGGCGUCAAGGAGGUGUUUGCUGAGGCUGUCCGGGCUGUGCUCAACCCCACACCAGUCAAGCGUGGGCGGUCCUGCAUCCUCUUGUGACCCUGGCGCUCAGCUUGGAGGCUGCCCCGUCCCCCUACCAGUUGUGCCUUGGUGCCUUGUCUGCCCCAGCUGUGCCUUAAGGACUAAUUCUGGCUCUCCUUGCCAGUGUGCUCCCUGAAGCCCAUGUCCUCUGAAUGUCUUUCCUCUUUAAGAAAGCCUGCAGGGAAAGGGACUUUGGGCCCUGCCCCACCGCACUUGGGUACAUCAGGUAUUCUCAUGAGCUCACCAGGCCAAGGUUGGGUCGCUUUCCAAGAGGCCAGCCUCAUGCCCUCUCCCCAUCUUCCCUACUGACCAUGUCAUCCAGCUUUUCCACACAGGUGUUGCUGCCUAUUGUGGUGCCUCAGGUUAGGGUCUCAGCCAUCCCUACCUAACAUCUGCCUUCGCUCUUGGAAUUGCCCCCUCCCUGAGAUGUUCUCUCACAUCCCUAUGGAAAGAGCCACAGAAUGUUGAGAUGUGCCCUAACCUGCCCUCAUGUGCCUUGGCCUUUUGCAACCGCUGACUGACUCAGCUCUUGGGGCCUUUUCCACUCCUCACAGCAUCAAUAAAACCUCCUGUCUCCAGUG